UUCCUGUGAGUUAUAGCAUCGAAAGCUCAGGAAAGCGCUUAGUGCAGGAUAAAGGUUUUGUCCGACUUUUUUUUGAUAGAUAAUUUUGACCCUGAAUUUUUGUUGAUGUCACUUUUCUCAGUCCCGAUCUUUGAUAAUUUGAUCAGAAAAUGAAAACCUUCUUUUUAAUUACUAAAUUAAGCGUGGCCAAAAAGGGAGCUCUCUUUUAUUUUUCAUAUAAACCAACGUUCGCUUUAUCAUGACUGAAGACCAAGGAGCCUCAGCUAAUGAACUUAUGUUGGCUUUAUGCCGAAGUGAUCAGGAAGAUGAACUGAUUCAAUUACUCAGCGAAGGACAUUGCGACGUUACUUUCACAGAUGGUGCAGGAAACACUGCUGCUCAUUACGCAGCAAAAAACGGUUCGAUUGGUUGUCUGGAAGCACUUGUCAAUCAUGAUGAUAUUGAUUUGGAUAUGAAGAAUAGAAUAGAGGGAGACACACCACUCCAUUUAGCAGUGCAGUACGCUAAUGAAGACCAUGAAAUGGCAACUGCUAUGGUAGAGUUAUUAUUGGCUGGAGGAGCAGAUCCAAGCAUUGAAAACCGUAAUAAAUUAACACCAGCUAUGAUGGUCAACCCGAAAUUCCAAGAUAUCAAAUCAGCAUUAGAACAAGCCAACAUCUCAUAUGACAUCGAUGAUGCUGAUAUUGCAAAUGAUGAGGCCGUGAAUGAAGAUGAUUUAGGCUCGGGCUCGGAGACAGAAGAUUAGCCUCCUUCCCUAUGAUAAAUUGUAAAAAGUUGAUUCCCUUUUUUUUGUAGUAGUAGUUCUAGUGGAAAAGUAUACAGUAGUAAUUUAUUCCAGUUUGACAUAUCCAUUUAUGCUUUUUUUUUUAAAGACUUCACUUAUAAAAGCGCAUUGAAUUUUAAGGUCACGAGACUUUUUUUUUUCCUCCCAAUUUCAAAUA
Molecule: messenger RNA, 941 nt
Organism: Mycotypha africana
Lineage: Eukaryota; Fungi; Mucoromycota; Mucoromycetes; Mucorales; Mycotyphaceae
Product: ankyrin
Exons: 5
Coding region: 239-745 (168 amino acids)
Cellular component (GO): nucleus; cytoplasm
Molecular function (GO): protein binding
Source: RefSeq, a predicted model, not a curated record